Messenger RNA from Dermochelys coriacea (leatherback sea turtle), 1452 nucleotides. RefSeq names its product decapping exoribonuclease (gene DXO). NCBI's taxonomy places the organism in Eukaryota, Metazoa, Chordata, Testudines, Dermochelyidae. Gene Ontology annotation, molecular function: mRNA 5'-diphosphatase activity. Gene Ontology annotation, biological process: NAD-cap decapping; nuclear-transcribed mRNA catabolic process. The record is from RefSeq and is a predicted model, not a curated record. Gene Ontology annotation, cellular component: cytosol; nucleus.
GAGCGAGCCCCCGCCCCGCCCCGUCGCUCCCCGAUGACGUGAAGCGUAAGCGCGGGGGUCAAAGGUCACGGGAGAGGGACGGGAGGGAAAGUGAUCGGGCGUCGGGGUGAAAGGCCGCCAUGGAGCCUGGCGCCCGCCCGGCCAAGCGCAGCAGCGGAGCCGCCGAGGCCCCCGUGGAGCCGGGGGGCUCCCCCAAGCGCGGCCGCUGGGCCUCCCCGACCCUGCCCACGGAGCCGGCCCUCUACGACGAGCCCUUCCCCUUCUACCGCCGGCCAGCCGAGGAGGGACGCUUCUCCCUGGAUGCCCAGCGGUGCUACCACCCCGACGCCCGCCAGCUGCGCUACUUCGCCCCUCCCCGCACCGAGCGCCCCGAGCCUGCCUUCGACCUGCGGCAUGGCUACCGUGACCUCUACGUGCGGCGGGACGAGGGCCGGCGCGAGGGGCUGGAGCACCUCCUGCAGUGGGUAACCGGGAACCGGGACCGGCUGCGGGCCCAGGGCGAUGCCGCGGGGCCUGAUACCAUAGGGCUCAGAUGGCCGCUUUCAGCUCAGCGGAGAACUGUUAACUCUGAAACCUACCGAUUUUGUAUGUGGCGAUGCCACCCCUUGUGUCCCCUCCAAGGCCCCGUGAACGCAGAUUUCGUGACCUCGGGGCACCUUACCAAGGUACUGACGACACCCUACGAGAGCCAGGAGGGCUGGCUGCUGGCCGUCAGCCUCUUCCGGGGCACGCUGUACGUGAGUGAGGUGGAGACGCCGGCGGCCCGGCAGCAGCGGGAGCAGCGCUCUGACAUGCUGCAGGAGCUGGCCUACAUGGGCUACAAGUUCGAGCGCUACAUGUGUGCGGGUAACCCGGAUGGGAGCCCAGACCCCACGGGGGUGGUGAACACCAACGAGGCAUUCUGCACGGUGGUGCGCACACGGCUGGGCUCCCACUCGCUGCUCUUCGCCGGGGAGGUGGACUGCAUCGACCCCGCGGGGCCUGGCCGAGCCCCUGCCUGCUACGUGGAGCUCAAGACAUGCAAGGAGCUGCACAGCCCCGCUCAGCGCAGGAGCUUUACAGUGAUCAAGUGGUGGGCGCAGACUUCCUCCCUGGCGUUCCCCAUUGUGGCAGGCUUCCGUGCCCCCGACGGCUCUGUGGGCCUGGAGACCUUUGAGACCAUGAAGAUCUUCCAGCUGAUACGGGGCGACCGAGGCUGCUGGAAGCCGGCCGUGUGCAUGAACUUCUGCGAGGGUUUCCUGGCCUUCCUCAAGAAGGUGGUGACGGAGGACGAUCCCCAACUCGUGCACCUCUUUGCCUGGGAGCCCGGCCAGCCUGUGUCCUACACCCAGCACCGGGGCGCAGAACACGUCUUCCUACCCGCCUGGUACGUGGAGACCAUGAGCGGAGGAAAGAAGCUGGACUGAGCCGCCUGGGGGGAGGGGGGGGAGUGGGAUAUGGGGCAGGGUACUA